Molecule: messenger RNA, 588 nt
Organism: Rana temporaria (common frog)
Lineage: Eukaryota; Metazoa; Chordata; Amphibia; Anura; Ranidae
Gene: TZMP1
Product: small integral membrane protein 27
Exons: 2
Coding region: 221-373 (50 amino acids)
Source: RefSeq, a predicted model, not a curated record
CGGCGAUGAGCAGGGGGUGAUCGUUGUCCAUUGUUUUAUAGUAUAUUAGAUGCACUAUAGAUCUGUGCACGUGAAAUAAUGUUUAUCUUAGCAGGGUGCUCUGAUCUGCCAGGAAUAAAGAUGGCCACUCUUCUCCCCGGGGACCUUUGACCUUAACGUGCGUUGCUAUACAGCGCCAGACAUCAACACAGGAGGAGAAGGGAAGGCACUGUGUGCAGAUAUGAUGAUCCUCAGCCGAAGAGCUCAGGGGAGACUCCUAUCCUUGGUUCUCUUUUGCAUUGUGAUCAUUUCCUGGGGUUUUGUGCUAUAUGCUGCAAGACUUUCGGCUUUAUGGCAGUUGCAGGCCAAAUACCCCAAACAAAUCUUAAGCUAACACUGCUAGAAGAUUGGGCGCCUGCUGUCAUCACUUUGCUGCAGAUGAGUGAUAACCCAUGCCACCACCUGACAUGGGGUGAUGCCACAACCAUGGAAAAUAUUUUACAGAAAAAAAUGAACAUUCCAAAACUAUAACAUGGCACCACCAAUUUCGUGUCUUGGACUUUUUUUGUAAUAAAAAAUGUGACUGGCCUAGUCCUCUUUGAUACAGAA